This is a messenger RNA of Hydractinia symbiolongicarpus, 3851 nucleotides long. RefSeq lists its product as uncharacterized. The record is from RefSeq and is a predicted model, not a curated record. The coding region runs from base 2054 to 3802 and encodes 582 amino acids. NCBI's taxonomy places the organism in Eukaryota, Metazoa, Cnidaria, Hydrozoa, Anthoathecata, Hydractiniidae. The transcript is spliced from 2 exons.
UGUUUCAGUAUUUACCACAUAGUGUCAUUUGGUUACAUUUUAAGCAGUAAGCUCCCUUUGACUUUGACAAUAAGUGGAAGACAAAGAAUUUUCUUUUACAGAAACACUGACUUUGUUUGUCAAAUUUUAAACUACAAUUGAGCAUAGAUUUGUACCCUUAGGCAAAAAAUAGAUUAAUUUUAUUGCCUGUCACUAGUUAAUACCAACAUAACUUACCACUCCCACAAAAAGCUGCAUGUGAAAAAUAGUUUAUCUAUACAGUACAGUCAUUUUUUCCAAAGACCCAAUAACUCGGGAUCUGCAACUUUUUUUGUAAUAAAGUUUUCUGGGUAAGCUUGUAUAGGCCAUACACGUUUACUCACAAAAUUUGAUUGCAAACCGACAUCCCAAGUUAUGGGGUCAUAGCAGAAAAUUAAGAUUAAGUGAUUUAACAGCUUAAAAAAGUUUUAUGCACAUGUUUUCUGUUUUAAAGACUUUUUGUUAUAGUUUUUAAAAAAUGUUAUCCUUCUAAAACUUGCUUUAGCCGUAAAAAAAACCUUUUCAUUUCAACAGGUAGUUAUUUAAUGUGGGAUGUCCCUGUGAAGAAGCCAUAAUAAACUUUCUAUGGUACUGUUUUGCAAAUUUUUAAUCAAACUACUGCACCGUCUUUGAUAUUUAUGUUUCUGUUACGAUGGUUUUCAAUUUUUACUUGAAGUCCCGUUUUGACAGGUUUUAAUUGAAAUUGACCUGUUUGAUAGUUUAAAAUAAUCUUCAGCGAUAUUUUACCAUGACAAAAUGUCAUUUCUAGAACAAUAAAAAGUUUCUUCUUUUAGCAAACAUCUAUCUUAAUUUUAAAAUUCCUCAUGUGAAUCUUUCCGCAUUGAUGUCACAAUUACAUAAUUACACAGCUAUACAAAAAUCAUCAUUUUCGGCUUAACGUCCGUUUUCCAUGCUAGCAUGGGUUGGACGGGGUAUAUUAAUGACCCUCUUCCAAUCUGAUCCAGACUCUGUUGAUCUAAACUCAACUUCCUCUGUAUCAAGUCUGUCCUUAUAACCUCCUGUCAAGUCUUACUUAGUCUGCCUCUGGGCUUUGCUCCAGGAACUAUCAAGUCUCUACACUUUCUUACCCAAUUAUCCCCCUCCAUUUUUUCCAAGUGCCCCAGCCAAUUCAAUCUUUUUAUCUGGAUAACAUCUUUAAUUCUACGGAUACUUAGCCUGCUUCUUAGCUCAUCUGAACUCUUGUCUCUGGGACUGGUGUUACACAUCCACCUAACCAUUCUCAUAUCAUUCCUUUCUAAACAGUCAAGAUCUUCCUGCUUCACUGCCCAUGUCUCACUACCGUACAACAUAAUGCUUCUUACACAGGCCUUAUACAACCUACCUUUUAACUCAAUUGACAAGACUCUGCUAGUCAUCGAAGGAAGUAACUCUCUGAACUUUUUCCAAGCAGAACCUAUCCUGCAAGUAACACUUCUUCCAACACCCCCUUCACUGCCCAACAUAUCACCUAAGUAACAGAAGUUCUCAACUAUCUCUAACGAGCCACUGUUGUACAUUAUUCAAGCUGGAAAUACUUCAUUCUCUAUAAUCUCAUCGACAGCACUUCUAAGACUAAAACAAACAACAAAGGACUAAGUACAGAACCCUGAUGUACACCAACAUUUACACUAAAUUCAUCACUAAGGGAUCGUCCACAAAUUUCGUCCCAUUAACGAGACGCUAUAAGACGAAAAAGUUAAAAAAAAUUCGUCUCGUUUUGUUCUUAAUUGAAAUUGAGACGAUUUAAAAAUCGUCUCAUAAAUAUCAGGAGACGAUAUUUUGUCAAUUCGUCUCAGAAUAAAAAAAGUGGAACAAAAUAUUUUAAGACGAAUUGAGACGAAUUGAGACGCUGCGGUAAAAUCACGGAGACGAAUUGAGACGAAUUAAGACGCUGCGGUAAAAUCACGGAGACGAAUUGAGACGAAUUAAGACGCUGCGGUAAAAUCACGGAGACGAAUUGAGACGAACUAAGACGACAGGGUUUCUUAAACACGAAAAUUUAUUUAAAAAGCUAGUGUUUUUUAAAGUGGUUUUAAUGUAUUCAGAUAUUUCAGAUAGCGACAGCGACCUAGAUUGGUUGUUUACGGACGAUUCUUUGUCCGAUGAUGAAAAUGAAGAUUACAUCAACGAAAUUUUACAAUGCGCUUCAAAAAAACGAGGCAGACCAGCGCUACACGAGCAACAUCCGGGCUUGGUUCCAUGUAUCGCAUCCUACAUAAGUCAGAACUCGGCCGAGGCCCAUUUGAGGCGCAGAGACAGUAUUAUGUACACAAAUGGUGUAAGCUUAAAAGAUAUUGUCUCUCACAUAAAAAGUACGCUCGGGUUAAAUGUGAGUAAGAGCGCAGUGCAUUACCUCAUGAGACCGAGGAGAAAAAAAACCACUUCGAGCAAGCGUCACAAAUCGUUGGUUGAUGCACGUGUUCCGCCCAAGCGCAACACGGGAGAAAAAAAGAUCCAUGAAGAUUUUCAUUUUUCUUGCUCCCAAGUUAACUUGGUUAAUGAGUUAGCGCAGUUAUGCAAUGAAAACACAAUCUCCUUGUCAGUUGACAACAAAAACAAGGUGGAUGUUGGUAUUCCCGCCACGAGUAGACGUGCGCAAAUCCGACGUUAUCACAUCGAAAAUGAGGCUCCCAUUUACAAUGACCACGACUUCCCCUAUCCGAAUAGUAAAUUAACCCCAGCAGGUUAUCAACAAUUAAAGGUGAGAAUAACAAGAUCACGCUCAUUAUCUCCAACCCGCCAGCCUUUAAAAAUAAAUAGAAAAAGGUCUUUGUCUGAAGGAAGCAGUUUUCUGGUCCUAAAAUCAGAAAGAACCAAGGACAAAGUUGGUAGAAGCAAAAUCAAAUGGUCCCGUAAAGGUCCGCUUUUCAUACAUUUAUAUCCUUCACGUUUAGUAGAAGCCACCAACGUCAUGCAUGUAAACUAUCUUCUUCAUCUUUUGCAACAAGAAAAAAAAAUUAAAAAUGUUUAUAACGUCGUUGCAAUUGCAGAUGGAGGCCCCGACUGGUCAACAAAAGCAGUAGUUAACCUGAUGUCGUUGGGUUAUUUGUGGUUGAAUUUACGUUUAGAUUGUUUGAUCGUUCAAUGUUACGCUCCGGGGCACUCCCGUUUUAAUCCUAUAGAAAGAUGUUGGUCUUUCCUCACCCCGCAGCUGGUAGGAGUAACGCUUCCCGUUGAGGUUGAUGGAAAAACACCUAAUCCAAAUGAUUCUGAAAAAUGGUUAAACGUCCUCGACAAUGCUGCAACGGUUUGCUCAAAGUUUUGGAACAAUAAAAUAUAUGAUGGUUUUCCAAUAAAAGUAGAAACCUUCCUAUCUACAAAUCCGUUGCUGAAGGAUAUCAAGUGCGCGCACGAUACUAUCAAAAGAUUUUGUGUUGCAUCCAGAAAAUCGAUAAAAUCAUCUGUUGAAUUUACAGAGCUACAACAGAAAUACCGCUUUUUCGUGAAGCAUUGUACGAGGAAAGCGUAUCAAAUUGAGUUUGUACGUUGUACUAGCACAGAUUGUGACCAUUGCUCAUCCUUGCCACUUCGGAAGAACCAAUUUUUAGACGUGAUAAGAGAAUUUGGAGGCACGUGUCCAACACCACAACAUAGUGAUUUUUUUGCAGGUCACUAUAAAACGCUCAUCGAGAUGGUACAGUCACAACUAUGCCGAAAUAUUUCUAGUGCAUCGCGCAUCAUGCCCUGCCUUACAACAAAAUAUGAUGUCUGCAAUCAUGGCUGCAGAUACGCUUUUUUUUCAGAAGCAGACAAAACCCGACACAUGAGGUUAAUGGACCAUUAAUGGACAUAUUUGCUACUCGGGCUACUUAAGGCCAGUCCUUUUUUAUUUC